UCGGGAACGUUGGCAAAUCUGACGCCAACUGAUAGAUCAAAGAUUUGUUUAUUACGCGAAUACCCGAAAAGUUAAUUAAAACGAUUUCUUUCAAUUGAUUUUCGAGUGCGUUUCGGAUCUAACUGUCGACCGGAAACAUGGAUGAAUCGAUCGUGCGUAAUAUUAUUGAAGUUUUAAAGACGGCAAGUGACAAGACUGUAAUUUACAAGGCACUUGUCAAACUUCGGACGGACCUCGUGAAGGACCGAGAGGGCAUUGUCGUGUUUCGCGAAUGUGGUGGAAUUCCACCAGUGGUGCGCCUUUUGAAUCGCCCCCACGAAAAAAUCCUGGAAGUGGCGCUAAGUAUUCUGGGGAAUUGUUGUACGGAUAACGAAUGCUGUGAGGAGGCCAUCAAAAAUAAAAUCAUCUCACCACUCAUAACAAUUCUGAAAAGUAUCCCAAAUCCAAUAGUACAAUGCCGCGCUUGCCGCUUAUUAGGAAAUUUAGCAAAAGAUCACAGGAAAGAAAUCAUUGGAUCUAACAGUGCCGCAAUUAGCCAAUCCGUUUGCCUAAUAUUGGAAGAAAACCAAGAAAUUCCUACCACAAUGAUGGCCGCACGAGCAACCAAAUUUCUGCUUUUCGACACAUCUUUUCAAGUAGAAUUUAAUAAUUGCCAAGGAUUCAUGAUCCUUGUAAAGACUCUUAUGAAAUACAUGAGAAAUACUUGCUCGGAUUACAUAGAAAGUGAACAAGUGGAUGCAGCCAAUGUAGAAGUAAAAACGCAAACCACUGGUCGGAAAAUGCAUCAACCGCGUGAAGAAUACUUCAAGGAAGUCGCGCGGCAUCUGGAGGGCGUUCGGAGUGAUAUUUUCGAUAGGGAGAUUCUGAAAGAUGAAAAAGAAAAACCAAAAAAUACAGAUUUCAAAAUGCCCACCGACAAAGCCGUUUUGGAUUUAUUAGGCGAAGUUCUAAAAUGCAUACAAAUAGCGUCGGAAAUAGCCAACUAUUUUCCUUCGAUGGGGAGGUGCCUGGAGCGCGAUGUGUUCCCGUGUUUAGUAUUUUGCUCUGAUGAACACAAUAUUUUUCGGUCGACGGUUUUGAAGAUUUUGGCAAACUUCGCUAAAAAUCCUGCUUCGGCGUUUUUAUUGAGCAGCGCAGAUGCCGUAACAACAGUUUGUCACCUUGCGACAUCAUCAAAUCUAGAGAAACCCCUUUCUGAAUCAGAAUUACAAAAUUGCCUGAGUAUAAUUUGCAUGCUAUCCGGCGAUGCCUGCAAUCGUGCAAAAAUCCGUAGAAGCGGUGCUCUACAGCAACUACUUGAGCGGGCGAAAAACUAUUCAACAUUGAAAGAAAUGUCGAUGAUUCUGUUUGCUCUAAAUAACUUUCAAUAUGACCAUAUGAGUAUGGAUUUAUUACUUCGAGGCGGACUAGUUGGGAUACUGAUCAAGGAGCUCGAUGCUUACCUGAAUAGUAAUGACAGUAAACGAAAAGAAAGUCGUGACGAGAAGAAAGAGAACACAAGGAAGCGCAAGAGUAUUUUUGGUUGCGCAAAUCAAAGUGCAAAAACUUCGAAAGUUCAGGAUGAAAUCACGGGAAUGGAUCAGACUGCUGGCGUUAGACCUCAUUAUAGAGGUGCAUUUACACCGCCACCCAGUAACACCGCAUAUUCUACCGUGGGUAGUUGUUCACCCUCAAGUCCGUGCAGUUCCCGGAGUUUAUCGCCUGUCAGUUUUCUUUUCCGGAGCUUUAAAGACUGCGACGAAGAUGAGGACGACUAUUCGCCUGUCUGUAGCGACGUUGGUGAUAGUGAUGAUGAUGAAAGUAAUUUGGAUGAAAAUAGCGAAAUUAUGCAGCUGCUAACGCUAUUUAAUAAAGGGGACGGAAAAAUGGAGGAAAAUAGUCCUUCCGACAACGAAGAUGAAAAAGAAGCAUCGAAACCUUCACCAACCGAUAGCCUACCACUAAGUACAAUUGACAUUAUUGAUAAUCUCUUAUUACGUAUUACUUUAUCAAUUAAGAAUCACCCAGACUUAAGUAAACUAGAAACAAUCAAAACUAUCAUCGAGGCGAUCUACGUUUUCGGUGCAAAUAACAACAACUUUUCGACGUCCUUAGCAAAUAUCGUAGUGGAUAGUACGUUCUUCGGAACCAUAAUCAAGCAAAAUUCCAUUCAUUCCAUCUACCAAAUGACUCGGACUGCCGAUUUGAAAUCUUGCGGUGAAAGUUUAAUAGAUAAUUUAACAACUGUAGCGGAGUCCGGUUAUGGGCAAGGUGAAUUAGUGAAGCUACUGACAAAAGGCGAUUUAUUUCAUCAAAAACGAGCUGCUACAAUCGUUUCAUUUGUAGUCAAGUCCCCAAAACUUCUCUAUCAACAUCUGACUGAAUACGGAGUCAUCUACACUCUACUAAAUAGCGUCUUAAAUAAAAAUGAUGAAAUUCGGUUGGAAGCUGCCGAUGCUAUCACUUCAUUAGCGAAUACGCUUAGAAUUAUAUUGCCUACAUAUGAUCUGAAACAAUUCAACUGCCGGAAAGAGUUUGAAGAGGACCUCGAUAUGUUACCAUGUCAAGAAAACGCGGAUACAAUGAAAUUCGUGUUGCACCGUGGAUGCUCUAGAAUUCCGAUAAAAUUCGAUAAAAAAUUACUAACAGAGAAUAGCGAUGUCUUCAAUUCAAUGUUGAACAGUGACUUCAAGGAGAGUAAAAAUAAGGAAAUCCACUUGAAAGGAUACAGCGUGCAUGGCAUUAAAUACUUCUUACAUUUAAUAAAGCUAGAAUCAGAGAAGAAAUGCGCAGUGAUUCCACCAGUUUAUCAUUUCGAUUCCAUUCUGGAAGCAUACGAGCUCUCAAGGAUGUACAUUUUGGAAAAUUUAGAGAAAAAUCUAUUCCAAUUGAUUGUUCGCCGAUUGGAUGAGAAAUCAAUUUUGAAGGUUUUCGAGUGGUCAUUGAAGAAUUAUAAUCCAGAAUUGACGGGAAUUGCUAUUAACUUUUAUCUUAGCUGCUCGGAUAUUUCUACUGCAGAGAAAGCUGAAUUGUUCCGGGAAGCAGAUUUAUCCACGUAUUCGAAAGAAUGGAAUCAAAUGAUAGUCGACGCAGUGCUGGUGAGAUGUGAGAACAUACAAAACGUCGGUGCAGAGGUUCUGAUGUAUGCAUAAUUAGUUCAAAGUUUCAUUAAGUUGUAUAUUUUGUUCUUAGCCAAUAUUUAUUUACUAUUUUAAAGUAAAUCGAGCGGCAAUAACUUUGUCAUUGUAUCUAAUGUGAAAUAUUAUGGAAAUUGUAAUAUACUGAUAUUACCUUAAAUGAAAAAAUACAUUGAUAUAUGCAGCAGAAA
This is a messenger RNA of Hermetia illucens (black soldier fly), 3307 nucleotides long. RefSeq lists its product as uncharacterized. The coding region runs from base 138 to 3131 and encodes 997 amino acids. Gene Ontology annotation, biological process: anatomical structure morphogenesis. The transcript has 10 exons. Gene Ontology annotation, cellular component: cytosol. Gene Ontology annotation, molecular function: protein binding. Lineage: Eukaryota; Metazoa; Arthropoda; Insecta; Diptera; Stratiomyidae. The record is from RefSeq and is a predicted model, not a curated record.